AUGAGCAAGCCGGACUUCAGCCACUUGAGCCUUACUGACAAGAACUGCAGCGCCUUCCACUCCUACAUGGAGCCCAAGGGCUACAAGCUGGGCGAGGCAAUUUACGAGUACGGCAAGAGCUGGAAGAGCUGGGGAAGAUGCAUCGUUUGUGAGGUCGAGUUCCCGGCCAACAUUGCAAGCCACGUUUGGGGCAAAGCCCACUGCAACAAGCUGAAGGAGAAGCUGAACUGGAUGGAGCCUCGCGAUCCAAACCACUUAAACCAGUUCACCCAAUACUGGAGACUUGAAGGCUAUCAGAAGCCAGGCUACUUCUUCAAUCACAUCACCGGCGACCAGGGCCUGUGCGACUUUGUCCCUGACGUUCCACCAUCGCAACCUGUGCCGCCGCCGAGCGCUGUGCCCAUGCCGAUGACCAACAUGCAAAACCAGGGAGUCCCAGCUCAGGUGUCUGGUCUGCAGCAGAACGGUCAAUACUGCAGCGACAGAGGGUGGCCUCUAGCCAAUCUGGUUAGUCUGAUCGAGCCUGUGCUCAUUAAUUUGCUCCAGAAUGUCGAGAGGUCUACCCCACCCGCUUGUGAGAUGUUGUGGUUGGAUGAUGUUUGUGGCUCACAAUGCUGGCAGCGUCAUGUCAUCACGAGGCCGGCAGCGGACGGCAUGCACGUCCCCCACAACCAAGGAUUUGCCAAGAACAUCCAGGCGCUGGAGCUGUGGAGAAUGCAGAUGGACGCUGACAAAACGGGAACUGCCAUGGAUCAGCAGCUGGAGAAGACGGGCCGAUACGAUCAUCAAUGUUGCGUCUGCCAGAAGGCGAUGACGCGGGGAGCUGCCGACCACUUGAAGUCCAAGGGCCACUGGCAACUUGGAGCCGAUUCAGACUUGGACUUGGUGCACCAUUCGCCUGACCAUGCUUUUCGGACCCUUUCGGGAUCGCUCAAGCUUUUCCACUCCAGGGCCGAGCUCUGGAAGAAGGUGGGCAAGAAUCUCCCAGGGCCCAAAGAUGCGGAGGAAAUGGACAAGCCCUGGUGGCAAGAGUUCGUGGUGCCGGAGGGCAAGUGCUUGCUCAACCACCUUACAGGUGGCGUCGUGAUUGCAGGAGCAGAAGGUGUAGGCGGAUACAUUGCCGCAGCCGGCCACUCGUCAGACCUUUCAGUCUGCAUUCGCAGCUUCGGCCUCCUCAAAGCCCAUCAUCCACCUUGGGGGAAUCUGCAAAAGUCUGUGCUGGUGCCUGUGCCAAGGUGCUCCUCCCAGGAGCUACGUUCAGCCAGAGCCCGAGCCCAGCGCGCCUCUGUCGCCGACGCCUCUGUCGCAGAGUGCGACAGGCAUGUAUCCCGGCUCGACAUGGGGUCACAAAGCGCGCCUCGCUCCCCGUUGGACCGGCCUUGGUUGAAGCCUAGGAUCGUCGCCCACAAUCUCGCUUGGCGAGAGGCUUUUGAUGGCAAGGACAAGUGGAGGACAUUCAUGGCCUCCUCGGCUGCAUAUUGA
Molecule: messenger RNA, 1482 nt
Organism: Symbiodinium natans
Lineage: Eukaryota; Dinophyceae; Suessiales; Symbiodiniaceae
Source: the annotation of a GenBank genome assembly